Messenger RNA from Cavenderia fasciculata, 918 nucleotides. RefSeq lists its product as uncharacterized. NCBI's taxonomy places the organism in Eukaryota, Evosea, Eumycetozoa, Acytosteliales, Cavenderiaceae. The coding region runs from base 1 to 918 and encodes 305 amino acids. The record is from RefSeq and is a predicted model, not a curated record. The transcript is spliced from 5 exons.
AUGGAGAUGGAAAAUAUAAAUGCUUACACUUGUCAAGUAACUGUUAAUACUCAUUAUAUUAAUAGUGAUGGUAUAGAUAAAGGAUGGAUAAGUAAAUAUGUAGAUUUAUCAGAGGGAGGAAUGGAGUUUAAAGAGUCAGCUGAGGAUACGAUCAGACGUGGUCUUUUAUAUCUCCAUGAUAUCGUGUAUUGUGAACAAGCCGAUGAACCAGGUGCUCAACCCUACAACCUCAGAAUUAAAACAAGAGGAAAGGCUACCUACACUUUUGAAUUACCUUCUCAAGAAAUGUUCAAUUCAUGGACAGCAUUGAUUGAACGUCAUAAAGGAGUAAUGAGAGAAGAGGAUAUUAAUCCACCUCCACCACACAAAGCAGUCAAGGAGAAAGUGACAUUUUAUAAAUGGUGGUGUGACAGUUGGAACUAUUGUGAACGUCAAAACAACUAUAUGGUCAUUGCUACCAUUGUCUAUAUCAUCUUAUGGGCUGUAUUACUCACUUUGUUAUGGAUACUAUUUGUACAACCAAUGAAGAAUAUUACUCAAGUUAAAACACAAUGUUAUGUUUUAUCUCACGAUUACGAAUAUCUUUACAAGAGAACUUAUAAUUUAAUUAUGGAUGUACGUUAUACAUUGGAAAAUGGAACAGUGAUGCGAAAUGAAAUGGUUCAAUAUUGUGCUGGCUCGGAUUGUCCAGAUGACAUGGAAGAUAAAUAUCCAUUGAAUGAAUACACUACCUGUUACUAUGACAAGGAUGACAUUGAUUUUGUAUUCUUUGAUCUAGGUGCGUUCCUCAAAAAGAAAUAUUCUAUUGUUGGUGGUGUUUGUGGUGGUCUAUUAGCUCCAUGGUUAAUCUUUGUAGUAGUCUAUCUUUUUGUCAAGGGUAAAGAUAUGGUAAAAGUAUUAAAGAAUGGAUGUUUCUAA